This is a messenger RNA of Symbiodinium sp. CCMP2456, 193 nucleotides long. Lineage: Eukaryota; Dinophyceae; Suessiales; Symbiodiniaceae. The record is from the annotation of a GenBank genome assembly.
GAGAGUCGCUGAGCCGUGGGCAUGCACGGCCGCACAGCAAAUCUGCUCGGCCCUAGAGUACAUCCAUCAGAAGGGGGUGGUCCACUGCGACCUGAAACCCGAAAAUGCGAUGCUCCUGCGGGCGACCGACGCGAAGAGGGAGGAAGCUCCACACAUCGUGUUGGUGGACUUCGGCAUCUCGGAGAUUGUAGAG